ACCCUUCACUCACUCUUUUCCUUCAUCCAGACGAACAUCGUCACUCGCCUGAAUACAGAAAUUUCAACAUGAGUUUCCCAACUCGCCAACGGAUCGUUGUACUUUUGUCAAUUGUUGCUUGUCUCGUAAUUUGCAUAAGUUGUGAGAAAAACCUGACCGAAUGUGAACUGCGGACGGUCAACCCAUCCCUAAAAUAUAAUCCUUGGCACGUCCUAUAUCCUGCUGCCAAACCUAAUCUGACCAUCCAAAUGUACAAUUACCAGACCACAUACUGGGUCAUUCACUACAAGAAUGCGUCGGAAGGGGCGGAUUAUAUUAAUCAGAGGUGGGAAUGCCAGACUAGAACGUACUGUCAGUGGAGGCUUUAUAAGGAUGAUGCACAACCGGGAUUCCGAAGGUUUCAAAAUGUCGAGACCGGUUCCUGUCUCCGAGUCGGGGAUGGAACUCUCGACUGCUCAACGGGAGCUCCAAAUGACGCCAGAUUAACCCCAGCCGACUGCAAGUCUUAUGCGGACGACAACUGCCAGUACUUUUCAUUGGGGUCAGGUUGGGUCAGUAGCAGCCAAAAUACUUACUACGAGAUGCGGGUGAAUGCUUAUUCAAACAAAAAUUGCGUCUCAGCCGGGACCGGAAGUGAUCUCAAAUUGUAUGAUUACACCUGUUCUACAACCUACCUCAACCAAUGGUGGUGGUUCGAAUGUCGGGGGAGCGAUUGUUAAAAUUUCAAUGUUUGACGAUGUGUCACGCUUAAAAUUUCUAUGUAUGUAUUACAAUUCGGAGGAAAUAAAUAAUUUUGAA
Molecule: messenger RNA, 798 nt
Organism: Folsomia candida
Lineage: Eukaryota; Metazoa; Arthropoda; Collembola; Entomobryomorpha; Isotomidae
Exons: 4
Coding region: 69-719 (216 amino acids)
Source: RefSeq, a predicted model, not a curated record